This is a messenger RNA of Aspergillus costaricaensis CBS 115574, 300 nucleotides long. RefSeq lists its product as uncharacterized. The transcript has a single exon. Lineage: Eukaryota; Fungi; Ascomycota; Eurotiomycetes; Eurotiales; Aspergillaceae. The coding region runs from base 9 to 182 and encodes 57 amino acids. The record is from RefSeq and is a predicted model, not a curated record.
GGAUGACGAUGACAAGGAAUGAGACGGAAGGCAGCUUGUUCGACCAUCCGCAUGCUCCUUCCUGCCCUUGUCUCGAUCUAUCGCCAGGCUGGAAGAGGAUGCGAUACGACGACUACCAAAUUAGAGUGUUGCUUGCUUGCUAUGUGGAUGGGUGGGAUGGAUGGUGUAAGUUAUGUGCCUAGCUUGCUUGAGGUUGCCGGGUAGAGAACUGGGCCAGACCUGCAUCCGAUGUCGAUACGUACUCCGGACAGGGGAAGCAACUCUGCCCUUGGAAAUUUUCCGCAUUAUUGUAACCCUUGC